Adineta steineri is the source of this 924-nucleotide messenger RNA. The record is from the annotation of a GenBank genome assembly. NCBI's taxonomy places the organism in Eukaryota, Metazoa, Rotifera, Eurotatoria, Adinetida, Adinetidae.
AUGUUUUAUUUUCAUCAUUUUCUAGAACCAAAAUUCAACAAAUGGAAACAAAAUGCUAUUACUGUAGCUGGUAUAAAUGGACCAGGACAACAUUUAUAUCAACUCAAUUUCCCACACGGAAUCUUUAUUGAUAAAAGCAAAAAUAUUUUCAUUGCUGAUUAUUGGAAUCAUCGUAUUGUUAAAUGGAAAUAUAAUGCAAAGAAAGGAAAAAUCAUUGCAGGUGGAAAUGGACAAGGAAAUCGAAUGAAUCAAUUGAAUGAGCCAAGAGAUGUGAUUGUUGAUCAAAAAAAUCAUUCGAUCAUCGUUGCUGAUCAAGGGAACAGACGAGUGAUUCAAUGUUUGAAUCAAAAUCAACAGAUUCUCAUUCACAAUAUUCACUGUUAUGGCUUGGCAAUGGAUAAAAAUGGAUUUCUUUAUGUUUCUGAUUUUGGGAAGAAUGAAGUGAGAAGAUGGAAAAUGGGAGAAUAUAACAGCGAAGGAAUUGUAGUGGCAGGUGGAAAUGGACAAGGAAAGAAACUCAAUCAACUCAAUUGGCCUACUUUUAUCUUUGUUGAUAAAGAUCAAUCAGUUUAUGUAUCAGAUAGAGAAAAUAAUCGUGUGAUGAAAUGGAAAAAAGAUGCAAAAGAAGGAACAAUUGUGGCUGGAGGAAAUGGCGGAGGAGAUAAUCUUAAUCAAUUGUAUUAUCCUCAAGGAGUAGUUGUUGAUGAUUUGGGUCAAAUCUAUGUGGCAGAUCGUUCGAAUCAUCGAGUAAUGCGUUGGUGUGAAGGAAGAGAAGAGGGUGAAAUUGUUGUUGGUGGAAAUGGUCAAGGAAAUCAAUCAGAUCAAUUGAAUUAUCCCAUGGGUUUAUCUUUUGAUGCUGAAGGAAAUCUUUACGUUACUGAUAGUUGGAAUCAUAGAGUUGAAAGAUUUGAAAUAAUUUUGUGA